UGUCUGGAAAUAGUUUGUGUUUAUCGCUAAAAAAAACCAAAAAAUUAAAGAAAGAAAACAAAAACGUUAAAUAUUUCAUUAAAAUUAACGAAAGAAGUAGCAAAAUAAAAAGUCGAGAAGGCUUUGCAUUUAGCCUCAACGUUCACAAAAGUUUUCUACGCUCAAGAGAGCGGACGUGCAAACGCGGCUUUUUGGCUAAAGAACCCCACAACAAUUAACACAGUUUUCCGUUUUUCCAAUACAUUCGGUCAUUUUUUUCCACAUUUUCCUACUACAACUGACACAGAAAAAAUUGAAAAAAAACAGCGGCUUACAAAAUUUUCAAUUAACAGCAACCAAAUAAAACCAACAACAAUUUAAUUACCUUCCAACAUUGCGAAUAAUUUACAGAAAUCAUAGAAAAUCGUUAACAACAAAGCCCCUAAUCGGAGAUAAAUUGUGAUAUAUUCGUUUGUUAGAAUAAAAGUGCAAAAGUGUUUUCAAAAAAUAUUGAAAAAAAGAAAAGUUUUUCUAAAAAAAGUGUUAAAAGUUUUAAAAAAAAAGUUCUAACCAAUAUGAUUGAAGUUAAUAAUAAUAACAACAACAAAGGCUCCAGAAAUGGUCAUAUAAGCCAUGGCCAUAUGGCACCUGCCUCAGCCGCUCCUCUGGCUUUCUACAACAAUUUGAAAAGUUGGGUGGCAGCCAUCAGCGAUGUUGUGGUGUUCAUCAUUUACUGUAUUGGCUUUAUUAUACAGGAUUUAUACUACAUAGCAUUUGGCUAUCCCGAAAAGGAACUUAAAACGGAUAUUGCUCUGGUGACUGGCGGAGGUAGUGGCUUGGGCAGAUUGUUGUCAAUGCGAUUAAGCAAAUUGGGCACCAAAGUCGUGAUUUGGGAUAUCAAUAAACCAGGCAUUGAUGAAACGGUGAAAAUGGUUCAAGAGUCUGGUGGUUUCUGCAAAGGUUAUGUGGUUGAUAUCUCCCGAAAAGAAGAGGUCUACAAAGCAGCGGAAGUCUUAAGACAUGAGAUUGGUGAUAUUUCUUUACUCAUAAACAACGCUGGAGUUGUGUCAGGCUUGCAUUUACUUGAUACCCCUGAUCAUUUAAUUGAACGUUCGUUCAAUGUAAAUGUUAUGGCGCAUUUUUGGACCACCAAAGCUUUUCUACCCAAAAUGAUUGAGAACCAAUGUGGACAUAUUGUAACCAUAGCUUCACUGGCUGGCCAUGUAGGCAUAACCAAAUUGGUGGAUUAUUGUGCGAGUAAAUUUGCGGCUGUGGGUUUCGAUGAAGCUUUGCGCUUAGAACUGGAAGUCCUUGGCCACACCAAUAUACAGACCACCUGUGUGUGUCCGUUCUUUAUACAACAAACUGGAAUGUUUGAUGAUGUGAAUGCCAGAUGGGUGCCUACUUUAAAUGCCAACGAUGUUGCUGAUCGUGUCAUUCAAGCCAUAAAGAAAAAUGAAAAGAUUGCCAUAAUUCCCGGUUACUGUAAAUUCUUACUAUCCUUUAAAUGGACUUUCCCUUGGGGCUGUGUUGGAGGUCUGCUCAAGCGUUUAGUGCCCGAUGCCUCACCACAUGGCUUGGCCCAAAAGUCUCUGUUGAGUGUGUACAAAAAAGUGUCUUCAGCCAAAAAUGCGGUGAUGACUGCAACACCUACCUCAGCGUUAAUUACAGAUAUUUCGGCAGCCUACAAGGAUGCCACAUCUAUGACUAAAGCUGGAACAUUGCUCAUAAAACGAUCACCCUCGCUGGGCGAGAGAGUAUUGUAAAGGCCCAGAGGCCGAAUGCAGUAAACUCAACAACGGCUGGGUGUUAGAUAAAAUCCUCUCUCUCCCCCUCCCUUAUAGUCUAGUAAACCUAAGAGGUCUUAGAUUUUUUAAGUAUUCUCAUGAUAUGCUUUUAAUUUAUUUCAAAUUGGCAUUUGUUUUUUUUUUUUGUUUGUUUAAAUAACACAACACAUACACACCCACACCUACACCCACACAAUACAUGCAAGCACCCAAACAUAAACACAUACACACUCACUCAGACAGUUAACUAGCUUAGGUAUUCUUAGAUUUAAUUUUUAGUUAGAUAAAGGUUAUAAUAAAACUAAUUGAAAUAUUUCGCAUGAAUGAUAUGAUAAGUAAAGAGAAAAUGAUUAAAUCAAAAUGAAAUAAAAUCAAAGGAAGAAUA
Messenger RNA from Stomoxys calcitrans (stable fly), 2151 nucleotides. Its product is annotated as estradiol 17-beta-dehydrogenase 11. The coding region runs from base 555 to 1745 and encodes 396 amino acids. Gene Ontology annotation, cellular component: lipid droplet. Gene Ontology annotation, molecular function: oxidoreductase activity, acting on the CH-OH group of donors, NAD or NADP as acceptor. Lineage: Eukaryota; Metazoa; Arthropoda; Insecta; Diptera; Muscidae. The transcript has 9 exons. The record is from RefSeq and is a predicted model, not a curated record.